Messenger RNA from Conger conger (European conger), 2546 nucleotides. Its product is annotated as protein-glutamine gamma-glutamyltransferase 2-like. The transcript has 13 exons. Gene Ontology annotation, biological process: peptide cross-linking. The record is from RefSeq and is a predicted model, not a curated record. The coding region runs from base 109 to 2151 and encodes 680 amino acids. Lineage: Eukaryota; Metazoa; Chordata; Actinopteri; Anguilliformes; Congridae. Gene Ontology annotation, molecular function: protein-glutamine gamma-glutamyltransferase activity.
UUUUGGACAGGUUAAAAGGGCAGUCUGUGACCCAGAUGCUCCGCAAAAUCGCGAACACAACACACAUACAGACAGACAGACAAGAAAUAUUAUCGCCAGAGACUCAAAAUGGCUGAAGUACUGGACAUUGGUAGCUGUGAUUUGGAGUUUAAGUACAACAAUGAGGAACACCACACGGACCUUAACGGGGUGGACCGCCUGAUCGUCCGGCGAGGCCAGCCGUUCACCCUCAACCUGCACCUACAAUCAGGAACCUUCCAGCCUCUGGCCAGCACCUUCCAGCUCAUCGCUGAGACAGGGCCAGUCCCUGAAGAGAAAUGGGGUACCAAGGCAACCUUCAGUCUGUCCGACGUCAUCAGCAAAAAAUGCUGGAGUGCGUCCACCUCCUGUUCCCAUGGAAACAUCGUCACCCUGAGCAUCUGCCCGUCCCCAGCAGCUCCCAUUGGAUGCUACACCUUGACGUUGGACCAGGGACCCAAGGUCAAACUGGGGGAGUUUGUCCUGCUUUUUAACCCCUGGUGUGAACGAGACGUGGUGUACCUGGAGGAUGAGGAGAUGAGGAAGGAGUAUGUCCUGUCCCAGGAUGGUCUCAUUUACAGGGGUAACCCUACGAAGGUCACCAUUCUCCCCUGGAAAUUUGGUCAGUUUGAGCCUGGGAUCCUGGAUGUUUGUCUGAGAAUCCUUGAUGAAAACCCCAAACACCUGAAGAACCCGGGGAAGGACUGCUCCGGGAGACGGAACGCCGUAUACGUGACCCGAGUCCUCAGCGCCAUGAUCAACUGUAAUGGUGACAAAGGCGUUCUGGCGGGAAACUGGUCGGGUGACUACGAGGGCGGCGUGGCACCCACCCACUGGAGCAGCAGCGUGGAGAUCCUGCAGGAGUGGAGGAACAACGACUGCUGCGAGGUCUGCUAUGGCCAGUGCUGGGUGUUUGCUGCCGUGGCUUGCACAGUGUCUCGGGCCCUGGGGAUCCCGUGUCGAGUGAUCACUAACUUUGAGUCGGCUCACGACACUAACCAGAACCUGCUGAUUGAGUACUACUACAACAUGGACAGAGAGAGCUUGGGCGAAGAUUCGGUUUGGAACUUCCACGUGUGGGUGGAGACCUGGAUGAAGCGCCCCGAUCUGGGCCCUGGGUAUGAGGGCUGGCAGGCCAGUGACCCCACGCCCCAGGAGAAGAGCGAUGGUGUGUUCUGCUGCGGUCCCGUCCCGUUAAAGGCCAUCAAGGAGGGGGAGCUGACCCUGAAGUACGACGCCCCCUUCGUCUUCGCCGAGGUCAAUGCCGACGUGGUCAAGUAUGUAAAGCUGGAGGACGGUCAAGAAUUCAAGUUUGAUGGGUCAACAACUCACGUGGGCCAGUGCAUCAGCACCAAGAGUGUGGGUCGUGACAGCAGGGAAGACAUCACCCACCUCUACAAAUACCCUGAAGGUUCUCAGCAGGAGAGGCAGGUGUUUGAGAAGGCUGGCCACCACAACGCCCUGCGGGAGAAGGGUCUGGAGCCGAGCCUGAAGCUGAAGAUCAAGGUGAGCGCGGACAUGAAGAGAGGCUACGAUUUUGACGUGUUCGCGGUCAUCACCAACAACACUCCCGACAAAAAGACAUGCCGCCUCCUGUACAACGGCCACGGAGUGUCCUACAACGGGAAACUCAAGGGCAGCUGUGGGCAGACCGAAAUUCCUGACCUGCAGGUCUCAACUGGGGAAGAGAAGAGCUUUCCACUGAAAAUAUGCUACUGCAACUACAGCUCUGUGAUUACCCAAGAUGCCCUGAUCCGCCUGAUGGCCAUUCUCAUCGACUCUGACACCAAGGAGCUGUACAACAAAACCCGGACCAUCGUCCUGGAGGACCCAGAAAUCGCCAUCAGGAUCCUGGGGGAACCGAAAGUGAAGCGGAAGCUGACGGCGGAGAUCUCACUGCAGAACCCUCUCCCAGAACCCCUGGAGGACUGCACCUUCUCGCUGGAUGGAGCCAACCUGACCGACGGCAAGGCCAUCACUGAGACGUUUGGAACAGUGGGACCCAGGGAGACAGCCACGGUUAAAAUUGGCUUCACGCCCACCUGUGCGGGACUGCGGAAGCUGGUGGUGGAUUUCAGCAGCAACAAGCUGAGCAACAUCAAGGGAUUCAAGAACGUUAUCAUUGGAAAGUAAAGCACAAGUGCAGCCCUCCUGCAUGGCUCUGAUUGGCCGCUCAGUCACCAUUCAUAACUGCCAUUUUCAGUUUUUGCCAGAAAUUGACUAACAAGGCUUUUCUUUUUUAAGUCAACCGCUGGGUAUGGCCUAAACGGGACCUGACCAGAGGAAUUCAAAGUUCUGCCUGCCUUUUCUCUUGGAAUACUGCUUGUUUCAUUACAUCAAGGGAGCUUCUCAUUUACAUUAACUCUGCACUGGAAACUACAAGGAUAGUAAAAAUGAGGAAUUGUCUGUACUGUAUUGUUAAACAGGAGUUGAGAUUGCAUUUAAUUAGCAUUAUCCUUUCAGAAAUGUCUGUUUGCUGACCAAAGGAAUAAUAAUCACACAGCUAAUAAAUGUACCUCUGAGUAAAA